AUGCCAUUGGUUCUGAAGCCGUUGAAAUCGCUGGCGAAGCAGUUCGCAAAGGUAUCAAAGCUCUCAGCUCGACACCCGGUUCAUGUGAUUCUAGUGACCGUGUUCAUUUCAGCAUUGGCGUAUCUGUCGGUAGUGCGAAGCUACUUCAAUGGGUGGCAGCUGGACUCCAAAAGCAUUUUUGCCAGCAACACCGAUGCUCUGCAAUUGCAAGACGAAUGCGCGCAUUACUUCCAUGCCAGCAGUGCUGAUUCGUGGACAAGACUGUCCAACGACGAACUCGCAUCUGCAUCGUUUUCAGAACACUACUACCUGAUGCAACUUGAUUUCAAGACGCAAAAUGAUACACAAGUUUUGCCCGAAUUAUUAAACGUUGUUUCCGAAAACAGCAGCACCCGUUACGUUCUACAAGCAGAUCUUUCAUUGCCCAAGGACCUGCAGGCAGGCGAUGGAACUACAUGGAGGCUCAGACCUCACAGCUUCCAUUUCCAAGACACCAAAGCCAUGAUAGCGUCAUUUCUAGAGAACAUGGUGGAAAAGCUGCAAGGAGCUGAGACCUUCGACGUCUUCAUCAUCGGAGCAGCCUAUGCAGCCAUGUUGUACACCUUUGUCAGUCUGUUCUUUGUCAUGAAGAAACGAACUGGAUCCAAAUUCUGGAUCGCACUUUCUGCCGUGGCUUCUUCGACCAGUGCUUUCGUUCUUGCCCUUUACACCAGUCAGGUAUUACUCGGGAAAACUGUCACUCUUCUAAGUUUGAUCGAGGGUGUACCUUUUAUCGUGGUUAUUGUAGGGUUUAAUCACAAAGUGAGACUUGCUUCCUUCCUUUUGGAUUAUUUCAGAAAACACGGUAUUUCCCACCAGUUUGAUACUUCCGAACUUGUUUACCUCGCUGUGAAGGAAGAGGGUGGUCGCCUCCUACAAGAUCAUCUGUUGAGCAUAGUGGCCUUUAUCGGCGGCGCUUUAUACGCACAUGACCUUGAUGUCCUAAGAAACUUCUGCAUCUUGGCGUCGCUGGUAUUGAUUUAUGACUUGCUUCUGACUUGCACUUACUACGCGUCUAUCCUAGGAUUGAAAUUGGAGAUUAACAUUAUUCACCGCUCUGUUAUGAUAAAGGAAACAUUAGAGGAAGACGGGGUUGUCAAAAAAACGGCCGAAUCUGUUUCUACGGCUGAUACUCCAGCCAAAGCUGCAUUUUUUACCUCGACCACCAGUAUUGUUUUAGUAAAGCUCUCUGUUGUGUUGGUCUUUGUGGGCCUCAACUUUUACAGCUUUGGAGUUAGAUGGACAUACCAAACCGUAAAUGCCCUGUACUCUAGACCAUCUAGCCUUGUGCUGCCAGAUUUCAUCUCCCAAACGGUUAAGAAAAACUAUCCUAGCGGAGUCGUCGUGUCUGUUGUACCUCCCCAAAAUUAUCAACCAAUGAAGGUAUACCUUCAGGUUGAAGAUUUGAUCCUCUCCACCCUACGCUAUUUCAGUGUUGCGAUUAGAGACAGGUUGGUCAGUAAACUUGUGCUAUUUGCGCUUGUGAUCAGUGCCUCUAUUAACAUCUAUUUGCUAAACGCCGGAAGAAUACACACCGAGUUCACAGCCAAGCAGUUGAAGCAACACAGUGCAAGGAAAACGGGAAUUAAAAAGCAAGUCAGCUAUGUCGCUAGCCAGGACAACAAGCUUUCCGCAUCGUCUUCAGUAACAUCUAUCGAAACCAACACAGCGAUUGAGGACGAUAGCGAAAGCGAUCGCGAAGAUAAAGUGGUCAGACCUCUGGAUACCUUGGUGGAGAUCAUGAAAGCUGGGGGUCUCAAGACCUUGAACAACAAAGAGGUCACAUCUCUAGUUGUCGAUGGAAAACUACCGUUAUACGCUUUGGAAAAACAACUAGGAGAUACCCUACGCGCUGUCUUUAUUCGUCGUAAAGCCCUCGCACGUCUCGCGGAUGCCCCUGUACUUGAAACAAAUCGUUUGCCUUACAAGCACUAUGACUACGACCGUGUACUAGGUGCUUGCUGCGAAAAUGUAAUUGGUUAUAUGCCACUUCCUGUGGGUGUCAUUGGGCCCAUGGUCAUAGACGGCAUUUCUUAUCACAUCCCUAUGGCAACCACUGAAGGAUGCUUAGUUGCAUCGGCCAUGCGUGGAUGCAAAGCCAUUAACGCUGGCGGUGGUGCAACCACAGUGUUGACUAAAGACGGUAUGACAAGAGGACCUUGUGUUAGAUUCCCUACGUUGAUGAGAGCUGGUGCUUGCAAGAUCUGGAUUGACUCUGACGAAGGACAGAACAAAGUCAAGAAGGCUUUCAACUCCACUUCGCGGUUCGCACGUUUGCAACAUUGUCAGACCGCCUUGGCGGGCGACCUAUUAUUUAUUCGUUUCAGAACUACAACUGGUGAUGCGAUGGGCAUGAACAUGAUUUCCAAAGGUGUAGAACACGCGCUUAAGUUGAUGGUUGAGGAUUUUGGUUGGAAUGAUAUGGAAAUUGUCUCUGUGUCCGGCAACUACUGUACUGACAAGAAACCAGCUGCAAUCAACUGGAUUGAAGGUCGUGGCAAAAGUGUGGUUGCCGAGUCGAUCAUCCCUGGCGAUGUUGUGCGUAAAGUGUUAAAGAGUGACGUGAAAGCCCUAGUGGAGCUGAACAUCGCUAAAAAUUUGAUUGGUUCGGCAAUGGCAGGCUCGGUGGGUGGGUUCAAUGCCCAUGCAGCCAAUUUGCUGACCGCAGUAUACUUGGCGUUGGGCCAAGACCCUGCGCAGAAUGUGGAGAGUUCCAAUUGCAUAACGUUGAUGAGCGAGAUUGACGGAAAUCUGCGCAUCUCAGUUUCUAUGCCAUGUAUCGAGGUUGGUACCAUCGGCGGGGGAACGAUACUGGAGCCUCAGUCUGCGAUGCUGGACCUGCUAGGGGUUAGAGGACCACACCCCACUUCUCCUGGUGACAAUGCUCGCCAAUUAGCUAAGAUCGUUGCCUGUGCGGUACUCGCUGGUGAACUUUCGCUAUGUGCUGCUUUGGCUGCUGGCCAUUUGGUCCAGAGUCACAUGAUCCACAACCGUGGGAAAGGUGCCACCUCUUCUUCUGCUACUGCUCCGGCGGCCAAACCGGCGUUGCCACCUGUCGCCGAGGGAUCAGCCGCGACACGCGGUGACGUUGAGCGUUUGAAAGAGGGCGCAGUGACUUGCAUCAAGUCCUAA
Molecule: messenger RNA, 3171 nt
Organism: Lachancea sp. 'fantastica'
Lineage: Eukaryota; Fungi; Ascomycota; Saccharomycetes; Saccharomycetales; Saccharomycetaceae
Source: the annotation of a GenBank genome assembly